Messenger RNA from Dentiscutata heterogama, 242 nucleotides. The record is from the annotation of a GenBank genome assembly. NCBI's taxonomy places the organism in Eukaryota, Fungi, Glomeromycota, Glomeromycetes, Diversisporales, Gigasporaceae.
UUAAAAUGAAUCAAUAUAUAAAAAAAGCUUUAGACGGCGGUUACAUAAAUUCAAUAGAUUACGACUCAUUUUCUGAUAUCGAAGAAAUUAAGCAAGGAAUAAAAAGUAAAGUUUUCAAAGCCUACUGGAAACAUUCUGGUCAAAUUGUUGCAUUAAAAACUUUCGAUAUUUACCCUGUGGGAAAUGAUUGUUCUUCAUUUGAAGAAUUUAUUCAUAAAGUGAGUUUAUUAGACUCUGUUUAA